UCCGCUUAUUGAGCGCUUUUCGACUUUGUGCCUUGUGCCCUCGGUUCUUUACGCGUAGUGCGCAAGAACCAGCGACAAAGGGCCCAGUGCGCAUGUAUACUCAGUCGCCGCCGGCCCUGCAGCGGUUGGAGCAAGGGAGCUGUGGACUGCUGUGGAGCGCUCUCCUCUCCCAGUAUCCGCCGCCACACCAGCCACACCGCCACUUGUUGAGCAGCCGGCAAGCGCAACACAUUACUGAUCCGCUUCGUGCGUCGCACGGACAGCGAGCACGGACACGCAGUCUUCGUCGCUGAAGCGCGUACAAACGGUCACGCAAUGCUCAAGCUCGUCGCCACCAAAUUGCCCGGCGCGCACACGAAAUGGGCGAGCAUUAUUCCACGUCCCCGCCGAACCGAGUUCCGCCGAUCGUGGAUGAGCGCUGCGAGCAAGGAGGAUUUCGACCUCAUCCGCUGUCAGUCAACGGUGUUGCCGGGUCCUGAAAGGAUAAGAGUUGGCAAUGUUUGCAACGUGCCAGAAACAGCGGUGACAACUGUGUAUGAAGCCCUUUUAAGUGGACAACGCAUGAACAAAAACAAGAAGGCCUGUGGCUACUGGAGCAAAGACCUGAAAGAGCUUCACUGGAUAAGCUAUGAUGAGCUCCUGGAAAAAUGCCAAAUGUUCGGGUCUGGACUGCUGGCCCUCGGGCAAGUACCUCGUGAGAGCACCGUCAUGAUCAACUGUAAGACUGGCCUUGAGUACGUCAUCUCAAACUACUCCCUGAACCACUACUCCAUGGUUUCAUGUCCUGUCACAGCCAACGCCGAUCUUGAGGCCACAUCAUUUGUUCUCCAACAAGUGGAGAGCUCCGUAUUUAUAUGCGACUCUGUGGACAAAGUACAAUACUUCAUCAGCAAAAAAAAGGAAUUUCCAGCUCUAAAAACUAUUGUAUGUGCUGACGACAUUUCGCGGGACAUUACCGCUGCAUGUCGCAGCAAGGGAGUGGAGCUGGUGCUGUGGAGUGAUUGUCUGAAACUUGGUUCAAAAUCUGUCCAGGACCCCAUUCCACCAACGCAAGACAUGCUUUAUGGACUUCUCUAUACAAGUGGAACAACAGGAAUGCCCAAGGGAGUGCCUGUCACACACAAGAGACUCGUGAAGACAGCCAAUUCCAUCAACCAUCUGGCAGGGCCAAUGAGGGCAGAGCCAGGCCAUGUCUGUUUCUGCUACCUGCCGACAGGCCACAUUUAUGAGCACAUCUAUGAGGUGACAACACUGAUGCGUGGUGCAACCCUGGGUUUCUACCGAGGAAAUGUGCAGCUUCUCUUGGAUGAUAUGAAAGCACUGAAACCUCACAACCUUCCCAUGGUGCCUCGUCUUCUCAAUCGCAUCUAUUACAAGGUUCACUCUGAAAUUCACAAGAGUGCCAUCAAGACAGCAGUGUUCAACUAUGCUGUGAACCGGAAACGCAAGCUGCUUAAGAAGGGCAUCGUGACAACUGACACAGUCUGGGACAAGUACGUUUUCAAGAAGAUACGUGAAGAGCUUGGUGGAAACUUUCAAUAUGGCUUGACAACCUCUGCACCAGCCAAGGCAGAAGUGCUGGAGUUCUUCAGAUGUGUUUUUGGAUGUCAUCUUGUUGAGGUUUAUGGCAGCACUGAAGCCAGUGUGAUUUCAAGCACCUUACCUUAUGACUUUGUGGGAGGAGACAAUGUUGGCUGCCUUUUCCCUGAAGUUGAAAUGAAGCUGGUUGACGUUCCAGAGAUGAACUACUUGUCAAAAGAUGACAAGGGAGAGAUCUGCAUUCGCAGCCCUUUGACCUUCCAAGGUUACUUCAAAAAUCCCAAGGAAACUGCAAAUGCAGUGCUUGAAGGUGGCUGGGUGCUCACAGGAGACAUUGGGAUGUGGACAUCGACAGGAGCACUCAAGGUUAUCGACAGAAAAAAGGACUUCUUCAAACUCUCUCAGGGAGAGUUCAUUUCACCUGACCGGAUUGAAAGUGUCUACAGCAUGAUGGACUAUGUUGCAACAAUAUUUGUUACAGGAUGCCCAACGCAGUCCUUUUGUGUUGCCAUUGUUAUUCCUCAUGAGGAGCCUUUAAGGGACCUUGCUGCUUCCUGUGGUCUCAGCAAAAAGGCAUCUUUGUCUGAAAUAUGUCAAAAUCUGACUGUACGCAAGACUUUGCUCAAGGAGAUGCAGAAGCACGGCAAAGAAAGCGGCUUGAGCUCUCUUCAUCAGGUUCACAAUGUGCACCUGCAUAUAGAGAGUGACUUGCUGGCCUCUGGACUUGUGACAAACACACUCAAGCUCAAGCGGAAUGUCGCACGACAGCAGUUUGCCAAUGUCAUCCAAGACCUGUACAGUGAAGGCCAGCUUCUUAGCACGUGACACCACACUGGCGUCAACCCCGCAAAAUGUUCGGCGCAUCAAAGAUCAUCAAACCAUUCACUUUUCACUAUGCUAGAACAGCAUAUUGGUAGACUGUCACUAUGUACCACUGCUGUCAUUGCUUUUGCUUUAAAUUACACCAGACUGGCACCCAAACUGACACUAUGACCAAAUGUUAAAGCCAGUUUCAACGAGAGAUUAGUGUUUCGAAUGUAAAAGUUUGCUUUCAUGUUUCAAACUCGGUGAAUUACAUGCACACGCAAAGAUCUUUACAUCUUGCUGUCCUUGAGGCUGUAAAGAGAAACACUUUGCCAUUAACAAGGAACAAAGAUCUCUGCAUUUCACUGUGUAGACUGCUGACCCGGUGAUGAUUACAUCAUGUUGAUAGGUAUUACAGUCGUAUUAUUUGAAAUGCUUCAGUGGCAGCUAUUAUCGCCGCUCUGUUUUAGCACGUACGAGCACUUAUUCUUCCACCUGGUCAUCUGUUGCGCUUGCAACGAUGUUUUGUAUCGGGAUCAUAGAAAUCAAACACCUGUUCUAUGUACGUGGGUUGCAGUUUUUUGGAAGGUCUUGUGGAGCAUAUAUAUAAAUAUAUAUUUUUCGAGUGGCUAUGUACAACUUAUAUUUACUCAAUUGUCUGUUACUUUACAAACAGACAAGACGCACUCCAUUUGUUAGUUCGCAUUAUAUAUACACAUUCUUUGCAAUGUGAAUACGGCGACACUAACUUCCUGACAGCUUUUUUUUUUUAUGAUCACACUGUAUGCUUGUUGUAUAUUACUGUUGCGCAUGUGUGCCUAUAAGCUGAACCGUGAUGUAUUUUUUUAACAAUUUUGUGCUGGUGCAUAAAGAACAAACUCUCAACGUAUUUUGUACUUCUACAAAAUGGAGCUGUCUGACGCAUUGUUUGCUCAAUUGAGAUUAUAGUUAUGAGGCAUCGAGACAUUGUUGAGAACCGCUGCUCUUAUACAAAUAUUACAUUGAAAUGGGAUUGCCAAUAAAAAUUCCACAGUAUUGUCUAAGCCAAAAUAGAGAGCCAGAACCCGAGGAAUGCUCCAUGCUUCAAAAGACAAUCUUCAUAGCAUGCCUUCAAUUUCCAAGUUCCACACCUAAUUAGAAAAAUUCAAUUCUUUUGGCUCCCUUGUUUUCUGAGCUUUUAUGGACACUUAUAUAUAAUGCAUGCAUAUGUGCAUUCUUUUCAUGCAUGGCACUUAUUAACAUGUAGUGCAAUGUUUUUUCCGGGUCAGUGCAUUGAAUAUCUUUUUUUCUUUCUUGCCAGUUUCAAAAUUUAAAAGAAGAGACUGUGUGAAGAAACUGUCUGCCUGAAUGUGAUCAUUGCAUCUUAAUUGAGCUCUACAAUGGAGGAUCCAAUAGUAGACUAUGUUCUCUGUCAUGCCGAACUCUGCUCAAGAGGUGGAGCAGUUCAGUGACACAGUGAUGUUAUGCAGUGUAAAUGACACGAGUGUUUCUUUCACCUCUUACACUGUAGGUGGUUAGCCACUGAACGGCAAGUCCGUACAUUUUAGAAGUGGCAUUGUUCAACGUUCACAUGUUUGGGGUCUUUUAGAGCUUCUUAUGUUUCCCGUUUAUACAUCAGGCGUAUGCCAUCUGCUUGGGUGGGCUAGUAAUUCAAUGUGAUGAAACGGUGCAAGUCUUUCCCGGUGAUAGACAUACAGCUGCAUGUUGCUUCGUUGUGCACCUCUAGCUGUUUUUACUGAUGUCCUGUGAUCUGUACAUAACUCUUUUAACGCUGUUUGCAAUAAAAAGUAUUUCUCGAA
This is a messenger RNA of Rhipicephalus sanguineus (brown dog tick), 4142 nucleotides long. RefSeq names its product long-chain-fatty-acid--CoA ligase 5. Gene Ontology annotation, cellular component: endoplasmic reticulum; membrane. The transcript has 21 exons. Gene Ontology annotation, molecular function: long-chain fatty acid-CoA ligase activity. NCBI's taxonomy places the organism in Eukaryota, Metazoa, Arthropoda, Arachnida, Ixodida, Ixodidae. The coding region runs from base 316 to 2364 and encodes 682 amino acids. Gene Ontology annotation, biological process: long-chain fatty acid metabolic process. The record is from RefSeq and is a predicted model, not a curated record.